ACAAAUACCGCGUCAACUUGCUUGAACAGUUGAACUUUUCAGGUCUCCUUGGCUAUAUAAAUUGAUUAACCACAAACUCUCCUAUUCAUUUUCUCACCCACUGCCGCCGACCAAUUUUCAAGCUCAAAACCCAUAAUAAACAUUUAUUCCUUUAGUAUCAAAGAAAGUUUCGAAUACUGCUUGCUCUACCCUUACUCACUUCUUCAUUCUUCUAUUUUUAUUUUUUUUUUAUCAAAAUAUGGGAAAGAUUCGAGGUAUCUUGCUCAAACCCAGGGUGAACACUCUUUUCAGACGUGUUUUUCGGCCAGUUUCCCGGCGACACGGACCUCCGGAGGAAUAUCGGCCGCUUGACCGACCUAGGAGCUUCCGGAGUAGGCCCAUUUCAAGACUCCUCGACUGGACCCACCUUAUUCGGAGGAAAGCCAAGGACAUAAUGAGCUCCAAGGACCUUGGUCCUGAUCCGGGAUCUGGAUACAAUCGGGUCGGGCAAGAAACAGUUCAGGAAAAUCCCGUUAAUGUUCCGAAGGGACAUUUACCAGUCUACGUGGGACAGAAAGAUGGAUAUCUCCGGAGAAUUUUGGUUCCUGUAGUGUACUUUAAUCACCCUUCAUUUGGUGAUUUGCUGAAGAAGUCCGAAAAAGAAUGCGGGUUUGAUCAUCCAGGCGGGAUUACCAUACCCUGUCGGAUCUCGGAGUUUGAGCGGGUUCGUAGUCUGAUCAAGGCAGGUCAGUGUACCCGGAAGUUGCUGACGUGGAAGCGAUCCAAUUCAAACAUGAUGACUUGAUGAAUUCUUCUGUCCAUAUCCAUAUGAUGAUGACGAUACAGACAUUUUAGUGCUUUUUUUGUUCUUUUUAUUAUUAUUUUUUUGACAGUUUAAAAAAAAUAUGAUUGUACAAUUAUAAAGAAGUUAAAAAGAAGUUUGGAGGUUUCAGUAAUAAGCUUUCUUGAACUCUAACUACAAUAUUGAUCCAAAAGGGAAAUGAGACAGCGCUUAAAAUGUUUAAUUAGAGUUGAAUU
Olea europaea var. sylvestris is the source of this 1017-nucleotide messenger RNA. RefSeq names its product auxin-responsive protein SAUR36-like. Lineage: Eukaryota; Viridiplantae; Streptophyta; Magnoliopsida; Lamiales; Oleaceae. Bases 239 to 784 code for a protein of 181 amino acids. The transcript has a single exon. Gene Ontology annotation, biological process: response to auxin. The record is from RefSeq and is a predicted model, not a curated record.